Molecule: messenger RNA, 3378 nt
Organism: Puccinia triticina
Lineage: Eukaryota; Fungi; Basidiomycota; Pucciniomycetes; Pucciniales; Pucciniaceae
Exons: 12
Coding region: 1-3378 (1125 amino acids)
Molecular function (GO): calcium ion binding
Source: RefSeq, a predicted model, not a curated record
AUGUUCAGCGACCCCACUCCAGACUCGAUCUUCUGUAACGCAUUCGGUUUACCACACGACCAACACCCCCUCACCGAGAUCAAUGCCAGCUUCAGCUUACACUCCAAACCAGACGUCUACUCUGGAAAGUUAUCAUUAACCGAACGGUUCUUGACCUUCGUCUCUGUCGAUCGGAGGUCGUGCCGGUUCUCUCUCCCACUGGCUACAAUCAGGAAGGUCGAAAAGGUCGCGCCUGUCCAAACCUCCGACUUGGGUCCUCCCCCCUUUGCCAUCUGUUUCAUAGUCUGGCACGAGGACUUGAAAUAUGUAUUACAACUCAAUGGCCUCAAGCCAAGCUGCGAGACGUUUUGUGCAAAUCUGAGGAGCCAACUCAAAGCAACCGUCCCAGAAAUGAAGAUCCUCAAACCGUUUGUAUCCACCUUUUACUCCGAACAUCUCCUGUCUGCAUCCGCCGAAGAGGACGGUACACACACCACUGGCCAAGGAAUCGGGAGCGGCUACCAUGCUGGAUUGGGCGCCCAUUUUCGCUAUCCAGGUGAUCCACGGAAACUGAGAGAGAAGAGCAAGGUUAAACUAUGGAAAGAUUAUUUCAAACAAAAUGGCCGGAAUUUGACGCUCGUCAAGUUUCCGACAUUCAUUCGACUCGUCCAAGUCGGUUUACCCAACAAAUUAAGGGGAGAGAUAUGGGAGAUCGCGACCGGCUCCGUUUACUUACGCAUGAAACAGGCUGGCGAAUACGAACGAAUACUGAAUGAUAUCGAACUCAAUAAGAAGCACAAGUUGAACUUCAGUCUGGAUGAGAUCGAGAAAGAUCUCAAUCGGAGCUUGCCCGAAUAUCCGGCUUAUCAGAACGACGCCAAAGGUAUUCAGAAUCUAAGGAACGUCUUGUCCGCAUACGCGUGGAAAAACCCAAGACUAGGGUACUGCCAGGCCAUGAACAUCGUGGUGGCUGCGUUACUAAUCUAUGCGAGUGAAGAGCAAUGCUUCUAUCUACUGUCGAUCUUGUGUGAUCAGAUCUUACCUUCUUACUAUACGCCUACCAUGGCCGGCACCAUCUUGGACCAAAAGGUGUUCGAGUAUUUAGUCGAGCGCACCCUCCCGAUGCUUUCCCAACACUUCAAAACACGCGAGAUCCAGCUCAGUCUGGCCAGUCUACCUUGGUUCCUGUCCUUGUAUCUAGCCUCUAUGCCCCUCGUCUUCGCCUUCCGAGUCGUCGAUUGCGUCUUGUUAUUCGGACCCCGAAGUCCUUCUCAAUCUUUCAUCUUCCACAAACUCCGUUCACACAGGUCUUGUUCCAAAUCGGCUAUUCUGAAAAUCAAUGGCCCCGCCUUGCUCAGGAUCAAUGAUGACGCAGGAUUAAUCAGUACCAUGAGAAAUUAUUUUAUGACACUGGGCGACUCGGCGUACCCGGACUCUUCGGCCAACUCGAAAGAACGCACUAUCACCCAGUUCCAAAUUCUACUGGUGACCGCCUUCCGAGAGUUCGGAAACAUCAUUACGGAUGAUUCGAUCCAAUCAGCGCGCAAGAAGUUCAGAAGCGAGGUAGUGGACUCGAUCCAAUCAUUCUCGAAACGGACGAGUUUGCGGAAUUUGAAGGAGGUGGGUAAGUUUACAUCAGGUCAUCAACUGGGCCUGGUCUAUGAUCAUUUCCAACUAGCGAUCUACAAGUGUCAAAUGAAAUCGGUCGGCGGUUUGGGUGAGAAUAAUCCGAAUGGAGUGGGUACCAGUCAUGGAGUGGCCAGUUUUUGGGAGAACGAUGAGAUCGAUGGGAAGCUAGAACAGCGGAUAACCAGGGCCACGUUCGGUCUAUUCUUAGCUGAUAUUGCCAGUUGGGCGAGGGACGAGACCUUGGUCAAGUCGGUCGGAUUUCUGGAAAGGGUUGAGCGCGUUGCCGUUGAUCAUGAGAUGAUCGAUAGACUGUUUCGUGCAUGGGAUCGCUCUCAGAAAGGCUCGCUCUCGCUCCAAGAUAUCGUACUCGGUUUGGGCCAAUUCAUGUUCAACGAUCUGAUGGCAAAUAUGCAGACAUUUUUCAGCUUGCAUGACGGCGAUAAAGAUGGCUACUUGACUAAGGACGAGGUCUUGCAGUUAUCGGAAUCGCUUUUGUUUAUUUUCCGAAACGAGCCGGGUGAUCAUUAUCUCGCUGCUGUUUCAAAAUUAAUGCAAAACUCAUUUGAAUACGCCGAUGCGAUGCAGAAGGAGUCGCUCAAAAAUCAGGAGCCGGAUAGCAAGGACAACGCUCCAGCAGAAACAGAUGCAGUUCAACAAGAAGGCGCCGGCCCAACUGAAGCAGUAGUACCCACCGAGGAAGCCAAGCCGAGCAAGAAUCCAGACGCGUAUCUUGGCCUAUCGACAUUCAGGAUGUGUGUGCUAGCAGACGAGCUGUUGGAGUCAUUUUUCGAGACAGAUUUCACGCAGUCGUGGAAGCUGUCAGAUGAUCUUUCGAAUAGCUCCCGACCGCCGUCGACGAACUCGAAAGCACCCAAAGUAUUCACCGAUCUUGUUCCAGAAGCCUUCAACCAAAAGGCCGACGAGUUCUUCAGCGGACUCAAGAGUCGGUUCUUGACCGAAGAUAACAAGAAUGCGUUCUACAAGUUUGCCGAUGAAGUUGGCAAGAAGCUCGACAUUCCCAAGGUUGACCAACGUCUACCUUCGAUCGGCAAGUUGGACCUCGCCGCUGCCAAUAAUUCGACCAAGGACAGAGAGAGUCUGUUGCCGUCCAACGUCCUCUCGAACUUCUUUGGUAGUGGCGGUGCUGGAGCUGGGAGCUCCCAGCGGACAGGGGGGAGUCAUUCGAUAAACCCGAGUACUUCCGGGGUUGGAGGAGGAGGAGUUGCGGAUUCAGCGGGCGAGAAGACGGUGGAGCCCUCGCCGUUUUCCCAUGCGGCGAUGAGGUCGCCUCCGGAAGGCCUGAGUUUCGGGAGCAGUCAGCGGGCGGACCGGGCCAUAGACGAUGACGGGGCGGAGCCGGUGGCGCAGCCGAAGGAAUUCAAGCGCCAGUCGAUGCCGCCGCCGCCGCCGCUGAUCCAACGGGCCCAGUCGAUGCUGGACAACCGGCCCCAAUGGGCCAUCGAUCAUCCCGUGGAGCCCGACGAGGAGGAUGAGUCGGAAGACGAAGAGACCUCGCUCGCCAAAACCCACCCCGACCCCGCGCGGCCCUCCUCUCGUACUACACUCGACUCCGCCGCCGAGCCCAAGAAGUCUAAAGCCCAGGCUGCCGCAGUCUCAAAGGCCGAGGAAGAGGAAGAUCUGAUGGCAGAGGUCGACCAGUUCUUGGCCGGUGGAGACGACGACAACAAUGAUGACGAUGAUGCUCAUCAACUCGACCAAAACGACGACGAUGAUGAGCUGGAAGAAGCCCAGAAAAUGCUCGCCUCUUGA